CCAAGAAAAAAAUGUCACUUAAAAUCAUCAAUUGAUUUAGAUUCACAAAACAUUAGGUCCCUAGCAAAAUUGUUGUGUGGUAAAAUUUUCGUAUUGCCUUGCCCAAAUUAUGUCGGAAACAAAUGAGAAAAGUGCGAAUAGUUCGCUGGUUAACACUGUGCUAAAGGAGGUAGAUUCGCUUCUGGAUAUUAGCAGCAGUUCCUUAGACGCCAGUUCCCCGUCAACAUGUUCAGAACUAAAGCAAAUUGUGACAAAGGCCUUGGAAGAAAUUCAAGCAGUUCCUCACUGUGGCAACCUCAAUGUAAAUGAAAUAUUGGAAGCGGCUCUGCCUAAAAUUAGAAGCGAAUUGUUGGGCUGUGAUACGGUCUACAAGGAAGUUCAAAAUAUCAAAAAAUUACUAGAAUCAUAUGUUCAGCAAGUGCAAGCAGUAGAUCAGGACAUAGCUGAGAUAUUUUUGGACUUGCACAACAUAUAUAGGAGGCUCGAAAAAAUCGAUGUCAGUGGAAGGAAGUUGAGCAGCCCAAAAAAAGCUAAGUUGUUGAAGCAUGUCAAAGAGUCUGAGGAGUUACUGAACCGUUCCAGGCAUUAUCUAUCGAACGAUCCUAAGGAGAUGAGUGCCAUGCUUGUAGGUCCGCCCAAGGAAUCCCCAUCGAUUUCUAAGGUACGUGGUCGUAUUUCGAAAUCAUCAAACCCAAAUAACGAUCGGUAUCAAGAGGGACUAAUCCCAUUUGGACCCCCCUACGAAAGGAAGUUUCUGAAGUCUCACAAGAAAAAUAUCGAGAAGUUUGUCUUUCUCACCAACAUGGUAACGUUCAAGAAGUCGGACUACUCCCUUAAUCUCAAUCGCUUCAAGACAUAUUUCGGAGAGGCCAAGCGGGUACUAAAUCUUGAUUGUAAUUAAAAAGUAUUCUAUUGUAAUAACAUUUUGAAUAAAAGCUG
Messenger RNA from Drosophila suzukii, 939 nucleotides. RefSeq lists its product as uncharacterized. The record is from RefSeq and is a predicted model, not a curated record. Lineage: Eukaryota; Metazoa; Arthropoda; Insecta; Diptera; Drosophilidae.